Messenger RNA from Saccoglossus kowalevskii, 552 nucleotides. RefSeq lists its product as uncharacterized. Gene Ontology annotation, molecular function: zinc ion binding; nucleic acid binding. Gene Ontology annotation, biological process: DNA integration. Lineage: Eukaryota; Metazoa; Hemichordata; Enteropneusta; Harrimaniidae. The record is from RefSeq and is a predicted model, not a curated record.
AUGUGCAAGAAGGGUAUGGAAUGGGAUGAACCCCUACCAGAUAAUCUUAGUACAAAAUGGGAAUCAUGGCUUUCUGAAAUUCCUAAGUUGGCUGAUCUCAAAAUCAGGAGAUGCUACAAACCAGAAGGUUUUGAAGACUUGAAGAAAGUUGAGCUGCACCAUUUUUCAGAUGCUAGUCUUACAGGAUAUGGACAAUGUUCCUAUCUGAGAUUAGUUGAUGUUCAUAGUAACAUACAUUGCUCCCUUGUCUUAGGAAAAGCAAGAGUCACUCCUCUGAAACCAGUGACUGUUCCCAGGUUGGAACUUCAAGCUGCAGUUACUUCCAUUAAAGUCAGCAACUUCCUAAACAAAGAAUUAGACUAUGAAAACAUAGAAAAUUUUUACUGGACAGACUCAAAGGUAGUACUUGGUUAUAUUGGAAAUGAUGCACGUCGCUUCCAUAUAUAUGUGGCGAAUCGCAUACAGAGAAUUAAAGAUGCUUCUGUAGCUGAGCAAUGGCACUACAUUCCCAGUGCAGAAAACCCUGCCAGAUCAUGCCAUCCCGUGGCCUAG